Molecule: messenger RNA, 648 nt
Organism: Mesocestoides corti
Lineage: Eukaryota; Metazoa; Platyhelminthes; Cestoda; Cyclophyllidea; Mesocestoididae
Source: the annotation of a GenBank genome assembly
AUGAAUAUCUUUAGGCUUUUGGGAGAUAUGUCCCAUUUAUUAGCCAUUAUUCUGCUUCUUUUAAAAAUAUGGAAGACGCGCUCAUGUGCAGGUUUAUCUGGGAAGACCCAGUUGAUGUUUGCUCUCAUCUUUACGACGCGCUACCUCGACCUCUUCAUUUACUUUGUGUCGACAUACAACAUGCUGAUGAAGAUUGCCUUCGUCAUUCUCUCCUACCUGACCUGUUAUUUGAUGUUCUUUAAAUUCAAAACAACUUACAAUAAAGAAGACGACAAUUUCCGGAUUUUGUAUCUGAUUAUUCCGUCUUUUAUCCUGGCUCUGCUUGUCAAUCACCAAUUCUCUCCUGUCGAGGUCCUGUGGACGUUUUCGAUAUACCUCGAGGCAGUGGCAAUCCUGCCGCAGCUUCACAUGAUCACAAAGACAGGCGAGGCUGAGACGAUCACGGCGCACUACCUGUUCGCUCUUGGUUCCUACAGGGCGCUAUACAUAGUCAACUGGAUCUACCGAUAUGUAAACGAGGACUCCUACGAAUUGAUUGCCAUCGUCGCUGGAAGCAUUCAGACGGUCCUUUAUGUGGAUUUCUUCUACCUAUACGUCACACGGGGUAGGUGUUGUCAGAUGCCUCAAUUGGCACACUCCCGGUUCUAG